Messenger RNA from Aphanomyces invadans, 492 nucleotides. RefSeq lists its product as hypothetical. Lineage: Eukaryota; Oomycota; Saprolegniomycetes; Saprolegniales; Verrucalvaceae. Bases 1 to 492 code for a protein of 163 amino acids. The transcript has 2 exons. The record is from RefSeq and is a predicted model, not a curated record.
AUGGUCGAGAAGACCCGAGCGGUCGACCACUUUGUCUCGAUCCACGGCCAUGACAGUCCUCCAUCUCACCAUGUCCUCGUGCCACCACCGCCUCCUGUCCAACCCAACAAUCAACAGACACCCGACAAACGGUGCCAAACGGGCCGUCCUCGACGCGACGUCGCGUCACCAACGCGCACAGCGCGGCAAGCACGAACCAUUUCCACAGCAACUACUGACACAGACGACGUCACGAUAAAGGAGCUUCUGUUCAAGGUGGUGCCGUUUGCAUGCAGCAAAGCUGACGGUGCCCGUGCGUGCCAACUCAUCAUCACGUGCCUCGACAAGCUACACCUCCACCGACAGCCACUCACAUGGACAGAACACCGACUCGUAUCCGACGCCCUGCGGCGUGUGCACAGCACGAACAACGCGUGUGCAAAGAUGUAUGCCACGCGCGGCCUCGGGAUGCUGUGUCGAUGGCCGCCGACGCAGUGUACGCCAUGCACAUGA